Messenger RNA from Meira miltonrushii, 1284 nucleotides. RefSeq lists its product as uncharacterized. The transcript has a single exon. Lineage: Eukaryota; Fungi; Basidiomycota; Exobasidiomycetes; Exobasidiales; Brachybasidiaceae. The record is from RefSeq and is a predicted model, not a curated record. The coding region runs from base 1 to 1284 and encodes 427 amino acids.
AUGGGACCACCGCCCACACACGAACAAGUUUAUGGUCAAGAAGGAUCGGGUGCAAUGCCUCCCAAUGUCAUGCAUCAGCCCCACUUAGGUUCGGAUGGAGGUACUUCAACGCCUGAUAGUAUCAAUCCGACAUAUUCUCCUUAUCCUCCUCCCAAUGUGCAACAACAAAUUCCUCCAUUCGAAAUGCAAUACGGAGCCCCACCACAAAUGCAGGAUAUGCGAUUUCCACCCAUGUAUCCAACACAAGCUCCCUUUCCAAUUCCUCAUGCAAUGGCACCAAUGAAUCCAAACAUGUAUGGCCAAUUUGUUCCGCCAUUGAUGCCACAAGGGGUUCCAUCACCUUUACCGCAUCAUCAACCUUCUCCGUAUGCUGUUCCUCCUUCACAAAUGCAUACAGGCGGACAAAGACAGAUGGGAGCACGACAAAGAAGAUUUCCCACUCCACAACAAUCGAUGUCUCGAAUGUCUAUUGGAGGCUCUGAUGGUGGGCAAGCGCAAUCAGGAAUCCGUGGACUGCCUCCCACAGACACGCCUGCUGAGCCUGAUCAAAGUACGGAAGUACAAAGUGGCACAAGUACGAGCACAAGCAAAUCCACAAUUCUUAGUAAUGUGCCGAGUUUUCUUCCUUCAAAGCCAUCUUUCUCUUUCAGCCCACAAAAUGAGCACAACAAUACGCCGAGACAAGCGAUGACAAGAUCUGCGCCCACAGCCAGAAGGAAUGUGUAUCCAGGCGAGCAUACAAGCAACCCAAUUGCAGGUAUUACAUCAACAUCUUAUCAGCCACCCGAAGCGCCGAUUGUACCACACCUUUCAAGAUUGCCUUCUCUUCCACCUCGACCGGAUCUGAGUGGAAUCAGUGAUGCAAGCCAAUUAGCAACCGCAUUCCAACAAAGAGAAGAAGCAUUGAUAAUGCGUAUCGAAGCAUUGGGAUUCGAGCCAGAAUCGGCUUGGAAGGUAAUGACUGAGCUGGAAGGAGGAGCAGGAAGAGUCGAACGUGAAGCAGCUGCGCCUGUCUUGGGUAUUCGUUUGCUUCAACGCAUUGAUGCUUUGCAAAAAGAGAAUGAGAAAUUGGAAGAUCGAUUAAAAGAACAAAUUGGACAAAAAGCGGCACUUAGAUCGGAAUUGGCUGAUGCCAGCGAUUUGAUACAAGAGAUGGAUGCAGCUUUGAAAGAAGCGGAAAAGAAAGCAAAAGUAGCUGCAGCAAAAGCUAUUGCUCAAGAAAGGGCAUUGGCCAUCGCUUGUGCACAACAAUCAAGUGCAAUCUCGGAGGAGAAAGAGGUUUAA